ACGAAGGAGGAGGGAGACUUGCCAAGACCCUGUGGUAGUGUUCCUCCCCCAGAGUGAUACAGUGAUAGCGAGUGUUAGUGAGCGAGUUGUUAUAAGUGAGGGCCAUGGCCAAGUGUUAGUGAGCGAGUUGUUAUAGGUGAGGUGCCAUGGCCAAGUGUUAGUGAGCGAGUUGUUAUAGGUGAGGGCCAUGGCCAAUAACGAGUAUAUAGUAAGAAAGAGGUGAGGCCACUUAAUACAAUACAUCAUUUCAGGGUAGGUUGUAUGGUUGUGUGUAUACAGUAAUCAUAUCAAUCACCUCAAUCACAUAGUUGUUAAAAGGUAAUAACAGAUGUUUGUAUUUGUUUACUCUGGGAGGAAAUCACGUUGUGUAUGUCCCUGUAAACACACACACACACACACACACACACACACACACACACACACACACACACACACACACACACACACACACACACAGCGAAUCAGAAGAUGAGAUAGAGUGUGUCUGUGUGUGUCUGUCUGUGUGUGUGUCUGUGAUCGUCUCCUGAGUCUGACAACAUCUGAAUCAUCACCGAGUCAAGCAAGAUGAAACUCUCCUCCCUCGUCCUUCUCUUCGUCCUCCACUUCGUCCCCCUCCUCCCCCUCGUCACAACAUACGACAGGACCCUGGGUGACGACGAUGAUAAACUCCUGAAGGGGGGCUCCAGUACCACAACUGACGAAGGAGUGCCAACCCUAGAGACUCGUACAGAAGGAAGGUCAGGGAGAAAGAGGCGAGGAUGGAAGGUCUACCGUCCAUCACCAGAAUCCAAAACUCGCCAGUCCACCUCCUCCUCGUCGGGUCAGGGAUGCUCAGGUAGUGGGGGUAUCUCCACCUUCACCUGGCUCAACUUCGCCCUCGCCGUCGGCCAACUAGCCACCAACAUCGCCAACAAUAUCAACAACAACAAUAACAAUAACAACAAUAAUAAUAAUAACAACAACAAUAACGACAACAACAUCAACGUGGCCAGUAAUAACAACAACAACAAUAAUGUCAAUGAUGUUCAAUUUCAGCCACCCAUGAUGGGACGGUCCGUUCGGGAGGCUGUGAGGAAGUUCAGUAUGAAGGGCGUGAUGAGUGAAGCUUGUGUGAACCCCUCUCAAUCCUCCCGGCGAAUUAGUGAAGCAAACGCCCAGCGAAUCAGUGAACCACCCGCCCAGCGAAUCAGUGAAGGAGACGGUCAGGAGCUUAGUGGGUUAGUCAGUAAGCGAAUCAGUGAAGCAGAGGACCAGAUGCUCAGUGGUUCAGUUAUUCAGCGAACCAAGGAACCAGCAAGGCAGAAGCGCAGUGAACCAGGUAGUCAGAAGGUCAGUGGUUCAGUCAGUCAACGAAUCAGUGAACCAGACGAACUAGUGGCCAAUCAGAGAGCUACUUCUGCAGGAGGUGGAGGAGGACGAGAAGUAGAAGAAGGAGGAGGAGCCAAGGCGUCCCUAGGAACCGUGUUGGCUCUUGGAUUGCUACAACGAGUGGUAGGAGAGAAGGACCCACUGUGUGUCCUCCACGCCUUCUGUACCACUGCUAACACCGCCGCCGCCUCUACCACCAUCCACGCCACUAACACCACCACCAAUCACCACAACAACCACGCAAUCACCGCUUCUGUCACCAGUAUUCUCAGAUCAGGUAGACAGUACCCUCUGUGGCUACCUUGGCCCCGCCCCACUACCACCACCCAGGAGACGCCACCACUGGACCCCCUCGAGUACGUCAUGCGCCGCCGUCAACGCCUACAGGAGAAGGACCAGACCUCCUCCUCCUUCGCAAACAGACGCAGCGGCUCCAAGAAGAAAAAGAAGAAGGUCCAGGGAGUAACCUUCAUGGUACCUAACCCAAGCCACGAGGAAGAGCUCUGCCCAAACAGUGGCGGGAUCCAAGCCUUCACUCUCCUCAACUUCCUCCUCUCGGCCUCCUCCCUCGUCGCCAACAUCCUCAACAACGCCAACAACAACAACAACAACAAUAAUAACAACAACAACAAUAAUAACAACAACGACAACAACAUCAACGUCAGCAAUAACAACAAUAACGCGAAUAACGUCAAUAACAUCGACUUAAACCAGAUGGGGCGGCGUCGUAGAGAAGCUCAACAUAACGACACCACCACUCCCACAAGCAACAGCACCAUCCCUUCGAGUGUAAAAAAAGAUUCUAAAGGCAACAUUGACAACAGUGCAGUCUCUACCAACCAUACUACCCUCCCUGACAACGUGCCAGCCUUCCACGCCCUCCCUGACAACGAACCAACCUUUCUCACCCUUCCUGACAACAAUUCUGAUAACAAGUCAAACGUUCACAUGGCCAUCUCUAACCUCACUGCCAACACGUCACCCACGUCUACACACCCAUACAACAUACCGGUCCUUACCAGUCACCCUUCGUCAGUAGUACCACCAGUUUAUUAUACGACCAGCGAUACAUGCGGUGCUCCUACAGGACAGAGCCAGGUACAGGUCGCCCUUAUGCUGGCAGUGGAUUUGUUACAGGCUGCUUCUACCGAGCUGUCAGAGUAUCACCUAAUGGAGAAGAAGGCUUAUCUAGGUACUGCUGUAGUUACAAAGAGGAAUCGAAACCCUUCCUCAACCAGACAAACCUCUCCUCUGAACCUAAAUGUAAACCCAGGGUGGAAAAGACAUCCCUCUAGCUUAAACACCACAGAUAAGGACUCACUCGCCUCCUCUGAUCUCAAGUGGCAUGAAGCCCCAGUACAUAUGAAUCCCACCAAAAGAGAAACAGUUCUUCGUGUUCUUCACCGGCAUGUAUGUAGUGCCUCGAACCUCGCUGCCUUGACUGGUGCCGUUGCUGAUGUCGUUUUCCAGGAGAUGAGAAUGGUUGUACUCAGUUUCCUUCUGCCGGAUAUACCUGACGAUACCAUCCACGACCUGACCUUCUGCCCCACCAGGAGCAUCAGCUGAGAAACCGUACCUACAAGAAUAUUCUAGACUCUGUGACUCUUGUAUCUAUGACAAGUGAUCAGCUAUGACAAGUGACCAGAUAUGACACGUGAUCAGCUGUGACAAGUGACCAGCUGUGACAAGUGAUCAGCAAUGACAAGUAACCAGCUGUGACAAGUGACCAGCUAUGACAAGUGAUCAGCUAUGACAAGUGACCAGCUAUGACAAGUGACCAGCUAUGACAAAUGACCAGCUAUGACAAGUAACCAGCUAUGACAAGUGACCAGCUAUGACAAGUGACCAGCUAUGACAAGUGACCAGUUAUGACAUAAAAUGACAAAUAUAGCCCCCAGGUAUUUAGGGUGUCUAAUCUUCAGGUGAAUUAAACCGGGGUGUCUAAUCUUCAUGUCGGUGAUCUAAACUAAGACCCACGCUGACCUGCACUGUCUAACUAAGGUCAAAUGAUUAAAAAUAAUGAUAAGUUAUGACCCGGAAAACAGUGGCGCUAAUCCCGUACAUGAGCCGUAGUUACAGGCCAUUAUCGAGACCAGGUAAUGACGGGUUAGGGAGCGAGAGGUCAGGAUUAAAACUGGAUGGAUCAAACACCUUGACGGACGCUUGGUAUGACCUACCUGACGAAGGCGUAUGAUUGUGACUGCCCGAUAAGACCUACCUGACGAAGGCGUAUGAUUGUGACUGCCCGAUAAGACCUACCUGACGAAGGCGUAUGAUUGUGACUGCCCGAUAAGACCUACCUGACGAAGGCGUAUGAUUGUGACUGCCCGAUAAGACCUACCUGACGAAGGCGUAUGAUUGACUGACUGAUAAGACCUACCUGACGACGGUACAUGACUGAUUAAGACUGACUGACACAAGCGUAUGAUUAUAACUACCUGACGAGAUCUACCUGACGAAGGCGUGUGAUUAUAACUACCUAAUAAGACCUACCUGACGACGGUGUGAAAUAAAUCAACACCAAACACACAACUAUAACAGACUGUAAUAUAAAAUUCAAUGAAGGGGAAUGAAUAAAGUGUUUUUUAAUGUAA
Homarus americanus (American lobster) is the source of this 3962-nucleotide messenger RNA. Its product is annotated as probable serine/threonine-protein kinase DDB_G0278845. Lineage: Eukaryota; Metazoa; Arthropoda; Malacostraca; Decapoda; Nephropidae. The record is from RefSeq and is a predicted model, not a curated record. The coding region runs from base 565 to 2934 and encodes 789 amino acids. The transcript is spliced from 8 exons.